Molecule: messenger RNA, 1148 nt
Organism: Eupeodes corollae
Lineage: Eukaryota; Metazoa; Arthropoda; Insecta; Diptera; Syrphidae
Product: peritrophin-44-like
Exons: 2
Coding region: 112-1104 (330 amino acids)
Cellular component (GO): extracellular region
Molecular function (GO): chitin binding
Source: RefSeq, a predicted model, not a curated record
UAUACUAUGACUCUUGAUACCAGCAUUUAAAACCAAUAAGACUUUGUUUUAUUGGCUUAGUUGCUUUCCAGAAUUAAUCGUGUCAACAGUUUGGACUUACCUUCCAAAAAGAUGAAAGUUCUUGUCAAUGUUUUUACCAUAAUUCUUUUCACAACUCUCAUAACUGUUACCUUUGCCAAAUAUGAUGAAUUAUGUGCUCGAGUUGUUGAUGGAAUGAAAUUUCGAGAACCCGGUAAUUGUCAAGCUUUUGUAACGUGCAAAAAUGGAACUGGAACAGUAACAGCUUGCCCAGAAGGUGAACUCUAUGAUAAGGACAAAAAGAAGUGUGCCAAAUCAGUGAGCGAUUCAUACUGCAAAGAAAAAUGCAAAAACAAAAAUGGCCGCUGGUUAUCGGAUCCAGCAAAUUGUUUUGGAUACAUUUACUGUCAAUCUGGCGUAGGUAUCAAAGGCACUUGUUCCGAUGGCUAUCAUUUUGACGAAAGUGCCCAAAUGUGUGUUUUCCCAUCGGACUCGGAGUGCAAGGAUAUUUCGGACUUCUGUGGAAUCCUUCCUUCCAGUUCCUCAUUUUCCGAUCCCAGCAAUUGCAAUAAGUACUACAAGUGUUCCAAAAGUUCUGUACAAAAGCUGACAACUUGUUCGAGUGGUCUGUACUAUGAUAUAGCUAGUGAAAAGUGUAAAAGCAUGUAUGAAGUACCCUGCAAGAAACAUCCUAUUCCAUCCAAUGUCUGUGGCAAGGAUAGUAAACCGAUUUACGAUAAAUUCGUUGAGGACAAGGUCAGUUGUCGGGGCUAUUAUUAUUGCGCUUAUAAGGGCGAACGUUUGUCUGAUAAAAAACCCUCCUGGUAUCAGUGCGCCGAAGGAUUGUUCUUUAAUGAAAAAUUGCAAGCUUGCGCUGAUCCGACUGAAAGCACGUGUAAGCACAAUCGUUGUGAGGGUCGGGGAGAUUUGAAAGUCAUUUCCGAAAUCUGGGGAUGUCGGGACUAUUUAGCUUGUGAAAAUGGUUCUGUUAAAGAAACACGCAAGUGUCCGAAAGAUAUGUUCUUUGAUGAAAAACUACAAGCUUGUACGUUGAAUGAGACAUUCUAUCCGGUUUGUGACUUUUGAUUUGGAUUUUGAAAUGCAAGAAUAAAGAUAUAAUGUUGUUCAUA